UUUCAGAGCUCUUUCAUGGUUUCCUCCCAGUCUCCCUGAUCAGGACUACCUUGAGGACAACAAAGAAACAAGGCAUUGCCUGAACACCAAGAAAUCAAAAUGGAGCCUUUAGCAGAGUCUCGUCAGAGAUUAAAUUCGGAGGUUGCUGCCUUGUCAGAGAAGGAUGAGCGCUUGUUCAAGGGCUUUGUAGAGAAGGCGCGGGAAUGUGCCGCCAAUGGUAAUGUCAAGGCUGCCUUGGAGAUGAGUAGAAAAGCUUACGGAAUGUGCCCAACAGGGAAACUGAAAAAGAAGAUAGCGAAAAUGGAGGCCUGGUUGGCAGACAAUGAAUCCGACGCAGAAGAAGAGGAGGACAACAUGAAACUGUUGGGUAAUGGUUUCUACCUGUACCAUGAGAUAUACGCCAAGCUCUACCAACAUCAGAAAGAGGGUGUCCUAUGGUUGUGGAAUUUGUACAAGAAAGGCAAAGGUGGAAUCCUUGGUGAUGAUAUGGGGUUGGGAAAGACGAUCCAGGUGAUAGCGUUCCUGUCCGGAAUGUAUGAUAACCAAGAAAUCAAUUCAUGCUUGAUCGUCAUGCCGGUAUCCGUCAUCCCCAACUGGGAGAGAGAGUUUGAGAAAUGGGCCCCAGGCAUCACUGUGAAUUCCUUUCACGGUACCUCCAAGAAAGAGCGUGAGAGAGUUCUCUACCGGACGCAGCGACGAGGCGGAGUACUACUCACGUCAUACGGAAUGGUCAUUUCGUCGUGGGAGCAACUCAAAGAGAAGGAUGAACGAGAGUUUGUUUGGGAUUACGUGAUCUUAGACGAGGGACACAAGAUCAAGAACCCAACAAAGACCUCCAAGGGUGUGCACGCCAUCCCGGCGAGGAACAGAAUCAUUCUCAGCGGUACACCGAUUCAAAACAAUCUGCGGGAACUGUGGGCGCUGUAUGAUUUUGUCCAUCAUGGUCGAUUGUUGGGCACCCAGAAAACAUUCAAGAUGGAGUACGAGAAUCCUAUAACAAGGUCACGAGAGAGAGAUGCCACCAUGGGAGAGAAACGCCUUGGUCAACAGAUGGCUGAGAGUCUCAAGUCGAUCAUCGGGCCGUACUUUCUGCAGCGAACCAAAGCUCAGGUCAACAGGGAGAAUAAAGAGAACGCCCGCCCUGAUGGAACCGGCUCGCCCAAUGCAGUGAUGCCAACACUGAGCAGAAAAAACGACCUGGUCGUCUGGCUCUUCCUAACUGCCACUCAGAUCAAGAUCUAUUCAGACUUCCUCGAACUCGACAGUGUCAAAGAGCUCCUCAUGACCACCAAGUCACCACUGGUGGCACUGACUGUGCUCAAGAAGAUUUGCGACCAUCCUCGGCUGAUGACGACAUUGGCAUGUAAACAGUUGGGGCUUGCCUCGAGCUCGAUGAAUGAGUACGAUAGUGAUGAUGAGAGAAGCAGAGAGUGUGCAGCCAAUCAGGUGAAAGCAAUACCAGUAAGCGUGUUGCUCGAGGAAUGCGGCAAGCUUGGGUUCAUAGUGAAGUUGUUGCGGCAGCUGCGUAUGGAGGGACAUCGGUGCUUGAUAUUCUCGCAGUCACUGAAGAUGCUGGAUAUUAUACAGAGGGUGCUACAAGAAGAGGGUCACAAGAUCAUGCGUCUGGAUGGUACGGUCAAGUUCACAUCCGAGCGGGAGGAACUGGUGCAGAAAUUCCAGCGCGAUUCGUCGUACAACGUCUUCCUGCUGACAACUCAGGUUGGUGGAGUUGGCCUGACUCUGACUGGGGCCGACAGAGUAAUCAUCUUUGAUCCAAGCUGGAAUCCUUCCACUGACGCUCAGGCAGUUGACAGAGUAUUUCGUAUCGGCCAGGACAAGAAUGUGGUCGUGUAUCGUCUGAUUACGUGCGGGACUGUUGAAGAGAAGAUAUAUCGCCGUCAGAUCUUCAAAGAUUCUAUCAACAAACAGACAACAGGGAAUUCUACCAAUCCUUACAGGUAUUUCUCCAAGGGCCAGCUGCGUGAGCUGUUUACCAUGGACGACCCCCACCACUCCACUACUCAGCUUCAGCUCCAGGACCUACACAGUGACAACAGAAAGACAGACCCCAAGCUCGAUGACCACUUGGCAUUUCUCUACUCAAUAGAUAUCUUUGGCAUCAGUGACCAUGACCUCAUGUUUUCUCAGGAGCCAGACGACGUCCAUGAAGAGGAGGACGAGGGACAUAAUAACUACAUUGAGUCACGAGUGCAGAAAGCUCGACAGCUAUUGUCCAUGGAAGCAGAUCAAGCAGCACAGAUUGAUGGAUUCUCGCGACCGAUGAUCCCUGAUGAACCUAAAGUGUCACGACCAGCUGCUCCUCGACAAUGGGAGGUGCCAUCAUCCCAGCCUCUCCCUAGACCUCUCCCACUGGAAGAGGAUCUGGUGGACCUCGGCAAUAUGGAUACAUCAGUGAUUGACGAUGAUGAAAUCAAUCGCACUUUGGAAGAGCUGACUCUAGAGGAAAAACCCGAUCAUGGGAACAGACGUCAACUGAAAGAAGAAAAGGGUGGUUUUGCUGAAGUUCACGGUGCUCAUGCCAUUCUUGAACACCCUUCUCCAAUGAUAAAGUCUGCUUGGAAAACUGAGGUGAUCGAGGUCCCAGAAUCAGCAGAAAACAGUUUGAUUGAGCAGACGUCUGAUGAUUCCCUGAAUCCUGGCGAUUCGCCAGAUAUGCCCAUCGCCAUUGCAGAUUCAGAUGAGGAUGAUUUACCUGUGAUUAGGCGGCCGAAACCGCGUAAUAAAAACAAUCAGAUUUCUUCGGAGUCUGAGAAUGAGGAUUAUAAAUCUCCAGUGAAGGUGAUUGGAAUUGGUGCUGACAUUCAGAUGGAGAGUCCGGCUCCGACGCGUAUCAUGGCAGCAAAAUUAGAAGCAGAUGAGGUCCAAAUGUUCUCUCCAAUUGUUGAGAAAAAGAGACUAGCUUUACAUGAUGAUGAGAUGAACUCACCAGAAUUUCCUGUGAGAAUGAUAGCGGAUAGUGACGUGGAGAUGGACUCUCCUAUUGUGAAAAAGCGAGCCAUCAUUGCCUCGGAUGACGAGGAUGUGAAUAUGGCGUCACCCGUCACCAAUCAUUCCCGCAGAUCUUUGUUAUCGGAAAGCAUUGAUGGACGAGGCCUAAACCAGUCUCUUAACACAAGUAGGCCCCAUCUCCUGCCAGAUUCGAAACUUGCUGAAGAUAACGGUUCUCCUGUUAGGACGGUCUCCAAGCCAACCAGCAGCAGACGGAUCAUCGAAUCUGAUUCUGAGGAUGAAAGUCCAGGAGCAGACGUAUCUGUUGGUCGAGAAUCCAUAGACCUUGAUGGAGGCAAGAGACAGUCAGAUUCCUGUAUGGUUUCUCCAUCUGAAGAACAGCCUGGUCAAGGAAGGGAAGGCCCAGAAACCAGAGGAGUUGAUAGGAGGGUGUCUCAUCGGGCUGAUUCUGCAGUUAGCGAGGGUGAUGAGAGCAUUGAUACGGAGGAAUCUGUCGACGAUGAGACUGAUAAUUCUAGGAACACUGGACCUGCUGAUUCAGAAAGUGAUGAGGGGUCUGUGCAGACUGCAUCUGGUGGUGAAGGAGACGUCAUUGAUGAAGCAGAUGCCAUUGAGGAGGCUGCAGGUCAUGAGGGAGAAGAGGAGGAGGAAUUGACAGAAUACGAGGAGAGUGGAGAAGAGGAAAGUGAGGAAGAAACGGAGGAAGAAGAAUCUGAUGAUGAGGUUGCUAUGGAGAUGAACAAACUCAAGACUAAAAUGAAAGAACACAUCGCCGCCAAGGAGUAUAAGAGAGCUCUAGGUUACGCCAUCAAGGCCCUCAACUUGGACCGUUCCGAUGAAAAGAUGCUCGGGAUUGUUCACAUUCUAAAGAAGAACUGCAAUCUUUAAUCACACGGGAUCAUUUUAGGAAGACGAGACAAUACUGUGGACAAUAUCCUAAAUAGUUGUGUCUGUAUGUGUGUGUGGGAGCUGUGUUUAUAUCAAAGCAGGUUUGACAUUGUAUGGAACAUUUUGAAGUGAAAUCACCAAGUUGUUUUCACAAUACAAGAAUUCUCUACUGAUUUGUUUUGAAUAGUGUUUGUGGAGAAACUGCUACAUCAUGUGCUCAAGUAUGUUUAGGGACCAUUUAUGAAUGUCUCGCUCUAAAUCAGGUUCACCAGUUGUGUGUAACUUUGUGUCUUAAUUCCUACUUUAAUCAGAUUUAUAUUUGCAAUCAUGUUACAAUCAUAACUUGAAUAAUAGUCAA
Lineus longissimus is the source of this 4216-nucleotide messenger RNA. RefSeq names its product DNA excision repair protein ERCC-6-like. The record is from RefSeq and is a predicted model, not a curated record. The transcript has 17 exons. Gene Ontology annotation, molecular function: ATP binding; ATP-dependent chromatin remodeler activity; DNA translocase activity. The coding region runs from base 100 to 3858 and encodes 1252 amino acids. Lineage: Eukaryota; Metazoa; Nemertea; Pilidiophora; Heteronemertea; Lineidae.